AUGACACUCAUUGACGAGAAACUGCUGACACCUGGCUCCAAGAAACUAUACGUGUCCUAUUACCGGAAGCGUGUAUACGCAGACCUAUUAGCUGACGGUUCUAUCCAGUUCAAGGACCAAGUAUACACGUCACCAGUACCCUGUGCUCUCCAUAUGAAACGUACACUAAAUCCAUCUCUCAAGACUGACGCUGGCUGGUCAUCCAUGUAUUCGACCACAACGGGUGAAAGUCUCAAGGAUAUUAAAGAUCGACUCAAUAUUCGGAAACGCGGCACGAACGUGCGGUCUGCUCAUAAAGAGAAAAAAGCGCCCACACCAUCACCCACAGCCAAAGAACGUAUAGGCCAAGCGGCUAUUGCUUUGGCCAAAUAUGAAGCUGUACCGAAGUGCACUGCGUGUCGGAAAGAAGCUACGGUGGACGUGGCUGAGUGCAGCGCCUGUCACAGAAAGACGCAUUGGAAGUGCGCGAGUCUUGGACUUGAGGCGGCCCCGCCGACGCCCUGGUUUUGUGAAAAGUGUCUGACGGGACAAGCCAACCGAAUUCUCGACUUUCUCCAGCAGACCCGUCGUGUUCUUGUUGAUAGAAUUAUAGAGCUGAAGGAAAAGAAAGAGAAAGCAAACGAGAAGGAGGCAGUAACUUUUACUGAGCGUAUUAAAGAGAAGGAACAGGAAGUGAACGAAAAGGAGGCAGAAACUUUUACUGAGCCUAUUAAGGCGAAGGAACAGGAAGUGAAUGAAAAGGAGGCAGCAACUUUUACCGAGACGAUUGAGGAGGAUUGCAGUAGCGUUGAGGACAAUGAGAAUCUUUUUGCUGAAGACGAACAUAUAGAGGACGCUGCAGCUGUAAAAGUAGGUACUCCUAGUGUUGUAUAUGAGAUGAAAAUGGAGGAGUCUAUGACCGAUGGAGCAUCUGCGACGACUGACAGUUCGAGUGAGCUAACGGCGGAACCAUUUGCUGCCUAUGAGAAAAAGGCUAACGAGGCUUUUGCGUUGCGAGAUGCAGAUGACCUAGCGAAUAGGGAGGUAUCGACAGAGCAGAAGGACCCUAGAGUCGAUGCUUUGGAAGAAAAGGAGAGUAAACAGGAGACCAUGGGUCCACUUACUGACGUGAUAGGUGCGAAGAAAUGUGAAACAUUUUCUGUAAAAAGCAAGGAAGUUACCACCGUGGACGAAAUCAUCGAUCGCGAGCAAUUGAUUGUUACCAAGACUACGCAGACCUCGAGCGCGGAAGAAAAGUUCUUAGUGUUGAUUAAUAGUCUCAUCGCUGAGGUGUCGUCUAAAAAUGCUAGGGCUGACGUGAUCGCUAAUACCACGGGUGCGAUGUUGGUGCACCUCGAGAAAACGCAGUUGGUGCAGCUAGUGGAAAGUGGCAAACGUGAGAUAUUAGCGGCAACUCAGCCAGAGAGAGAAGAAGAUGAAGAGCAGGAUGACGAAGCGGAAGAUGAGCAGGAUGAUACUGCGUCCUGCAACAAUUCUGAAGUGGGCGCUCUCAUUAAGAUCUUUGAUCUACGCCACCAAAUCCUGUCAUCUCAGUCCCAAUUUGAACGUACCACGAGCGCACUAGCCAAGCGUACCGAAAUGCAUCUGCGCGAUGCAGAAACUAAGAUUAUGGAACUGGAAGAGUCUCGAACUGUGGAAACGAGGGCUAUGACCAAAGUGGUUGAUUUGAUUAAUCAGUACUCCAGCGACCUGGAUAAGUGCAAACAGAAAAAUUACUACAAUGAGGUGCUUCUCGAGAGUAUUAACCACCGUCGCAGCUAUAUCCGAUCUACUAACAUUACUGAUCGAUUCGUACCAUCGUACCGCUACAGUACGAAGCUCAUGACUACGAGUAGUGACCAGCUUCUAUUGACUGUGUUGUUAGAGAAGCUGCGUGAUAUCACGUGGUCGGUGAACGAGUGGACAAAGAUGGAGCGCCAUUUCGCAGAGAUGACAUCGAGUUUAAAUGAGUCGCUGUCAUUGAUUGGCACAAAGCGAAAGCGAACGGGCGCUUCUGUGAGGUUGCCACCAACUCCAGCAUUGUUCGCAAAGGUGAAGAUUCCUCCAUCUAGACGCCUUAUUGAACGCCAGAUUGCAAACUAUCAGAUGAAUUUGAAUUCCAUUCGUCAGGAGCGAGCGCAAAUGCGCAAAACACUCUUUGAAAUUUUAAAAAUCGCUCGAGAAGAGCAUUUAAGCGAGGAAAUUGUCAGAAUGACUGAUAUGCUGUAUCAAAAGUGUCGCGACUUGAAGGCUGAAGAGGAGGAGGAACAAAUGCGGUUGAAGGAGGAAGCGGAAGCGGAAGCUGUAGCCAAGGCAUCUGCAGAAGAAGAUGCUAUCCGCGAUCGUCAGAAUAUUGAUGAUGUCGAGGCGAGUGCGGAAGAGCUAAAGGCCAAAAAGCACCGCUUGAACAAAGCUUACACUGCUUUUGACAGCAAUUCGGGCUUAGAUACAUACUCUGCUGCUGCAGUUGCGACGAGCAAUGCGACUUUGUGUAGUGAAACGAAGGGUAUCUCGUUGCUCCUUGGAAGCGAGGACUUAGAUGCAAAUGAAUCGAACUAUAAUGCUGCUGAAACCAAGUCUCAAGCAGGAAAUGAUGAAGACAGUGAAGAAGAUCUAGAGCAAGCAUCUCGAGCGAUUGCUGAUAUCACGUCUUCAGUAAUGCCCGACAUUUCUGGUGGAUGCGGUUCCCGGGUGGACUUGCUUAACUCAUCGCUUAUGACUGAAAGGCUAGGAGCGAAUGCGUUGCGUGUCUUUACAUCCCCAGGUCAAUUUAUGAUUCGUGGAGGAAGAGGAAGCAGUGACAGGCGGGAUACUUUACCGCAACAAUCUGUCGGACAGCAAUUAAAUCAGCCCGUUUCCAGACCUAGUGGUCAAAACCACCAGUCAUUCUUGGAUCAAGCCCUCGAGACUUUGAACAAGCAGCAGCACCCGCAGCAGCGCCCAGAGCAGCCGCGUCUCGAACAACACCGCCAAUUGGGGCAGCAGCAGAAUCAGCUGGAAGAGCACAGCCAUCAAUUGGAAAGGCAGCUACAGUUGGAGCAGCAACAUCUACUGGAGCACCAACAUCUAGAAUCACAGCACCACGAGCGAGAACGUCAAGGGUGGGAUCGUCACGAGCGGGAGCGUCAAGAAAGGGCGCGUUUCGAGAGAAAGCGCUUGGAGAAGCAGCAACGUCUUGAACGGCAGCAUAUUAAGAAACAGCGUCAGGAGCAAGAGCGCCGGGAGCAACAGCGUCGAGAGCAGGAGCGACUUGAACACGAGCGGUAUGAAGGACAACUCAUUGAACAACAACAUGUCGAGGAACAGCAGCGCCUAGAGGAGCAACUUCGUGAGCAACAGCGUCUGGAACAGCAACGUCUGGAACAGCAACGUCUCGAAAAACGGCAACGCGCGGAACAGCAACGUUUGGAGCAUCAGAAGAAACGACUCGAACAGCAGCGCCACGGAGAACAGCAUCAACAGGAACAACAGCGUAAAGAGAAUCAGCGGCGACAGCAAGAGCAGCAGCGACUAGAAUUAGAACUUCAGUGUCAGCGUCAAGAGCAAGAACGUCAAUUUCAACACAGCAAACCGCCGAGUCUCCCACAAGUGAUACCUCCCGGUUCGUCGCACCUGCAAAUGCUUAGCCAGCAGCAGCAACAACAAUUCCAGCAACAGCAGGCAGCACUUCAGCAGCAACAGCACUCUCGCCAGUUACAACACCCUCUGUACGGUGACAUGUCCAAGGGAAUGCUCAUGUCUUCUGGCAUGGGAACAGGUCAGCAAGACGUUUACGCACAGCAGGCGGCUCAGAUGGGAAUGGAUAUGCACGAUAUUGUGCGGCAUCAGGACUCGAGCCUUUUUGGGGGAAGCGGAUCAGGCGGUCUGCGUGCAGGCCCCCCCUACAUGAUAUCCAAUGAAGUAUCACGCAGCGCUGCCUCACAGCCAGCGCCAACAGCACCACGGACGAGCUUUUAUGGAGAUGAUGGCCACGCAGGGCAGUUGCACCAGCAAACCGUGUUUGGUUUGCACAACCUGUCUGGGCAGCAGCGUCAGCUCUCAGACCAUCACAUGUUCACAAAUGAGCUACAGCAGCAACAGCUAGACCAACCGCGGCCGUCCAUAGGGAACCAAGACUUUACCAUUGGUCGGCCAUACCGUGGUCUUAGUGACAACAUGCAGCACCCUGGCAUGGAGCAGUCUGACAAUAACGAUGUGAAUAUGGGAGACUGGAGUCAGUGA
Peronospora farinosa is the source of this 4200-nucleotide messenger RNA. The record is from the annotation of a GenBank genome assembly. Lineage: Eukaryota; Oomycota; Peronosporomycetes; Peronosporales; Peronosporaceae.